GUUCAGGCAGUUGGGGUACUCAGCCCUUGAGUGGCCAUGUCCAACCCCAGUGCCCCUCCUCCAUAUGAGGACCGUAACCCUCUCUACCCUGGCCCCCCACCCCCUGGGGGAUACGGACAUCCAUCUGUCCUCCCAGGCGGGUACCCCGCUUACCCUGCCUACCCGCAACCUGGCUAUGGUCACCCUGCUGGUUAUCCCCAGCCGAUGCCCCCCAUCCACCCGAUGCCCAUGCACUACGGUCCAGGUGAGGGCUAUGGUGGGGAGGAAAGAGCAGUGAGUGACAACUUCGGGCCUGGAGAAUGGGAUGACAAGAAAGUCCGACACACCUUUAUCCGAAAGGUCUACACCAUCAUCUCCGUCCAGCUGCUCGUCACUGUCGCCAUCAUCGCCAUCUUCACCUUCGUGAAGCCGGUGGGCGACUAUGUGAGGAGAAAUACGGCUGUCUAUUACGUGUCCUAUGCUGUCUUCCUGGCCACCUACCUGACUCUUGCCUGCUGCCAGGGACCCAGACGCCGUUUCCCAUGGAACAUCAUCUUGCUGACCAUCUUUACUCUUGCCAUGGGCUUCAUGACAGGCACCAUUUCCAGUAUGUAUAAUACCAAAGCUGUUAUCAUUGCAAUGAUCAUCACCGCCAUUGUAUCCAUUGCAGUCACUAUAUUCUGCUUUCAGACCAAGGUGGACUUCACUUCAUGUGCUGGCCUCUUCUGUGUUCUGGGAAUUGUGCUGAUGGUGACUGGGAUUAUUACUGCCAUUGUGCUGUCCUUUAAAUAUGUUCCCUGGCUCCACAUGCUGUAUGCUGCUCUGGGGGCCAUUGCUUUCACCCUGUUCCUGGCUUAUGACACUCAGCUGGUUCUGGGGAACCGGAAGCACACCAUCAGCCCGGAAGACUACAUCACUGGAGCCCUGCAGAUCUACACAGACAUCGUCUACAUCUUCACCUUUGUGCUACAGCUUGUGGGGGACCGCAAUUAA
Molecule: messenger RNA, 972 nt
Organism: Elephantulus edwardii (Cape elephant shrew)
Lineage: Eukaryota; Metazoa; Chordata; Mammalia; Macroscelidea; Macroscelididae
Gene: TMBIM1
Product: transmembrane BAX inhibitor motif containing 1
Exons: 11
Coding region: 37-972 (311 amino acids)
Biological process (GO): negative regulation of apoptotic signaling pathway
Cellular component (GO): endoplasmic reticulum; membrane; Golgi apparatus
Source: RefSeq, a predicted model, not a curated record